Messenger RNA from Austrofundulus limnaeus, 1732 nucleotides. It is a transcript of the gene yy1a, whose product is annotated as YY1 transcription factor a. Gene Ontology annotation, molecular function: DNA-binding transcription factor activity, RNA polymerase II-specific; RNA polymerase II cis-regulatory region sequence-specific DNA binding. The record is from RefSeq and is a predicted model, not a curated record. The transcript has 5 exons. Gene Ontology annotation, cellular component: chromatin; transcription regulator complex; PcG protein complex. Bases 109 to 1149 code for a protein of 346 amino acids. Gene Ontology annotation, biological process: regulation of transcription by RNA polymerase II. Lineage: Eukaryota; Metazoa; Chordata; Actinopteri; Cyprinodontiformes; Rivulidae.
GAAGAGUUGUUGUCGGGAGAGGGAGGAGAAGAGCRGAUCGUAGACAGGGGCAAAGUGUAAAAAAACAGCAUUUAGAUAGGCGGAAGGAAAAACAAACAAACAAAUAUCAUGGCAUCGGGAGAUACUCUGUACAUAGCGACGGACGGGUCCGACAUGCCAGCCGAAAUCGURGAAUUGCACGAAAUUGAAGUGGAGACGAUCGAGACCACAGCUGAGGACGAUGAACACCAGCCCAUGAUCGCCCUACAGCCGCUGGAUGAUCCCAGCUCCAUUCACUCGCACCAAGAGGUGAUUCUGGUGCAGACGAGAGAAGAGGUUGUGGGCGACGAUGACUCCGAGCUGCACACGGACGACGGUUUUGAGGAUCAAAUCCUUAUCCCGGUGCCGGCCGUGGAAGAGGACUACAUCGGGCAGACUCUGGUUACCGUCGCCGGCAGGAGCUCGUCUUCAGGCCGGAUAAAGAAGAGCGGAAGCGGGAAAAAAGCGAGCAAAACGAGCUACAUGAGCGGAGUAGAAAUAGGCCGAAAGUGGGAACAGAAACAGGUCCAGAUAAAGACCCUGGAGGGGGAGUUUUCAGUAACUAUGUGGGCAUCGGAUGACAAGAAAGACAUUGAUCAUGAAGAGCAAAUCACAGAAGAGAUUGCCCCUCCAGAUUAUUCUGAAUAUAUGACUGGAAAGAAACUUCCUCCUGGAGGUAUUCCAGGGAUCGACCUGUCAGAUCCCAAGCAGCUGGCAGAGUUUGCCCGAAUGAAGCCAAGAAAAAUAAAAGAGGACGAUGCGCCCAGAACGAUAGCCUGUCCGCACAAAGGCUGCACUAAGAUGUUCAGGGACAACUCGGCGAUGAGAAAACAUUUGCACACGCACGGACCCCGCGUGCACGUCUGCGCAGAGUGCGGCAAAGCUUUUGUGGAGAGUUCGAAACUGAAAAGACAUCAACUUGUGCACACAGGAGAGAAACCUUUCCAGUGCACGUUUGAGGGGUGUGGCAAACGGUUCUCUCUGGACUUUAACUUGCGUACGCACGUGCGUAUUCACACUGGGGACCGCCCGUACGUGUGCCCCUUCGAUGGCUGCAAUAAAAAAUUUGCGCAGUCUACCAACCUGAAGUCUCACAUACUCACACACGCCAAAGCCAAAAACAACCAGUGAGUUUUCUCCGAGGAGUCCCGAGGGAUGUGACUCUGGGUCUGUACUUGGGCCUGUUUUUGUUGUGAGAUAAGCCUCUGUGUUUUGUUUCUACAUGAAAGAUUCAAACUGGAGGGAAUAACUUGUUUUUGAGAACACAGGAAAAGUUCAAGUGAAGAACUGGUGACCAGCAGAUGGCUCUGCCUGGAUGGAACGUUUUACAGUUUCUUCUCAGGAAGACAUUUAUCCACAAACCCUGCACCUAAAAAAAAAAAAACAGAAACCUAUUUAUACCUUAACAAAACCACUUAAAGUUUUUGCAAUAUCAAGUCAAAUGUGUAUAAAUCCUCAGAACCAACUUUUCAAUUUUGUAACUUUGAAGUGUGCAUAUUGUACACUGAUUUAUGAAGCUUUGUUGUCGCUUAUUUCAGACCGUUGUGUGGGUCUAACAGAAAAAAGGUUUCAAAGUUUGUUUUACUUCCCCUUUCCUCUCCUCUGUAGGACUUUUGAGGAGAUUCACUGUCAGAAUCGUAGAUACUAGUCGUGUUUUUCUUUGUUUUGCUCUUUCAUUAGUGAUGAUCAACAAUUAAAUCAUUUUCCAGUCGAA